GUGCAGUUUGAGCGUUUCUGGUUAAUAAGCGUUUGAUUGUCGUUGUGAGAAACAGUGAUGCUAGAGUGUACAUGUAGUCUAUAUAAUGCCAAUAGCAGUCAUCCACAUCACAUCUUGCCUACCUCCUUAUCUCCCCUUCAGUUCCAUGAUUUCUUCUCUUCUGUCCUUGACUCUCCAUUGAUCCCAGGCUCUUUACUGGCACUCCUGUAUUUGCUUUGCUUUGCCUUGCUUUGCCUGGCCGUGCCUUGCCCUGACGGGCCGCUACCGCUAACCCAACGUUGGACCCCUUGUCUCUUGUUUUACACACAUUCCCUCAUUGUCCAGCCCAAAGCUGACGGGCAAAAAACUCACUGCAACACGUCACACAGCUUCAAUUCACAGCCAGCAUUGAUUCUCAGACGGCCAUUCGCCAUUUCUCAAUACCCUGUCGGCAAGAUUCAAGGCAUCCAUAGGUCCUUAACCACUCCAGCACUUUUACCCGGUGACAUGACACUGAUGCCCACUUUCAGGUCACGAUAGUCAAAGUCGCCACAGCCGCCCAAUCCCGGCGCUCCAAUUGAAGGCGCAUGCAGCGUGCCCUGCUUGUACAUGACGUGCCGGCACCGAGACGCCUCCUGACGAUAUCUUGCAGCUAACUCGGCGCUAUUUUGCCCAUUUGACGCACGUCGCAGCUGUGCCUUUGCAUCGUCAUCGUCAUCGUUAUUACAGCACCACCUCCAAAACUCCGCACCAAAACAAACCCGUCAAUCCUUGGACAACCCCGCACAGAAGUUGGGAAGCUCUGCCUCUGCUAUUGCAUUGCUUGCUGCUAAUUUCGUACUCCAUACGACGCCCAUUGCAGCUUAGCACUUGGGACAAGGUGGUGCCGAGGCCUGAUCAAG
Molecule: messenger RNA, 881 nt
Organism: Trichoderma harzianum CBS 226.95
Lineage: Eukaryota; Fungi; Ascomycota; Sordariomycetes; Hypocreales; Hypocreaceae
Exons: 1
Coding region: 58-519 (153 amino acids)
Source: RefSeq, a predicted model, not a curated record